UGCAAGUUAAUUUAGUAGGUCAGGAGGUACCGAAUCAGAGACCCACCAUGCAAAGAUCCAUUCAUUUAUAUGAAGCAGCGCUGAAUCUGCUCGACAUGAAACAGUGAAGAAGAGUUGAACUGUUAAUAGACCAUAUCUAUACAGCUAUGCCAUACUUUUUAAGGAGAUAAAGGCAUUUCAACAAAUACACAAAAGUCACUUACCCAUCUCUCACUUUCGUUAAUUAAAUAAAUAAAAUAAAGAGGGAAAGAAAAAAAAAAGGGUCUCUCUCUCUCUUCACCCUCUAGCUCACUUCUUCUCUCUUGCCAUAAACAAAUGAAAAAACAGCAUCCAAAUUCCAUGUCUCUCUGCACAAACAUCAUGGCUUAGCUGUUCUUGGAUCCGGAGAUUCUGGGUCUCUGAACUCAUAUUUAAAUUUAGCCCACAAGACAUGGUUUGGUUUCUCUCCGUAUUUCUUCUCUUCCUGUCUCCACUUGCGCAUCCUCUUCUCCCUCCCUCGCCCAGGAGUUGAGAGAGACUUUAGUGUAGUACUGAUGCCUGUAAAUUCAUGGAACCUCUUUUCCUUCCUCCUCUUCUCCUUCUCUCUAUCCAUUUCUACGUCUUUCAUGGCUUUCGCCGUCAACGAACAAGGUCAAGCACUGCUUUCGUGGAAGAGAAGCUUGAACGGGUCGCUGGAGGUCUUGACUGAUUGGGACCCAAGUGACGAAAGCCCCUGUAAUUGGUCCGGGAUAUCCUGCAACAAUAACAACCAGGUCGUGGAAUUGGAGCUGAGGUAUGUAGAUUUGCUCGGCCAUGUUCCUUCCAACUUAUCCUCAUUGAACUCAUUGCAGAAGCUCGUUCUGUCGGGGACGAACCUUACUGGUUCCAUCCCUAAAGAGCUAGGCAGCCUUAGUGAAUUGAGUUACUUGGACUUGAGUGACAACGCCUUAACAGGCGAAAUACCCAGUGAGGUUUGCAGCCUGACUAAGCUUGAAACGCUCUAUCUCAAUUCCAAUCGGCUCGAGGGUUCAAUCCCGAUCGAAAUCGGGAACCUUUCGAGCUUGACAUGGUUGAUUCUGUAUGACAAUCAGCUCAGCGGUAAAAUCCCCAGUACCAUAGGGAGCUUGAAGAAACUAGAAGUACUCAGGGCCGGUGGAAACAAGAAUCUCCAAGGUCCACUUCCUCAAGAGAUUGGGAACUGUAGCAAUUUGGUAAUGUUAGGCCUUGCUGAGACAAGCAUGUCAGGAUUUCUUCCUCCUACGCUCGGGCUCCUCAAGAGACUGCAAACGUUGGCCAUCUACACCGCUCUCCUCUCAGGCCAGAUCCCACCUGAGCUUGGCGACUGUACCGAGCUGCAAAACAUCUACUUGUACGAGAACGAUCUAAGUGGCUCUGUUCCAGCCCAGUUGGGAAAUCUGCGCAAUCUCAGCAAUCUACUGCUGUGGCAGAACAAUUUAAUCGGCGUAAUUCCUCCGGAGCUCGGGAACUGCAAGCAAUUAUUGGUUGUCGACAUUUCGCUGAAUUCGAUCACAGGGAGCAUUCCUCAAACAUUUGGAAACUUGAGUUCAUUGCAGGAGUUGCAAUUGAGUUUCAACCAAAUAUCUGGCCGGAUCCCAACGGAGAUGGGGAAUUGCCAGAGUCUCACUCACAUCGGACUCGAUAACAAUCAAAUCACUGGCACCAUUCCAUCCGAAUUCGGACGGCUUGUGAAUCUCACAUUGUUGUUCUUGUGGGCUAACAAGCUCGAGGGGAGUAUACCGACUUCAAUUUCGCUCUGCAAGAAUCUCGAAGCCGUUGAUUUAUCUCAAAACAGUCUAACGGGUCCGAUUCCAAGAGGAAUCUUUGAGUUGCAGAAUCUAAACAAGCUGCUGCUACUGUCGAACAAUCUCUCAGGCCAAAUUCCACCCGAGAUUGGGAAAUGCACGUCGUUAAUCCGAUUCAGAGCCAAUGGCAACAAGAUUACCGGUCCUAUUCCGCCAGAAAUCGGGAAGCUGCGCAAUUUGAGUUUCUUAGACCUCGGUUCGAAUCGUUUGACGGGGGUCAUACCGUCGGAGAUAUCAGGUUGCCAGAACCUGACAUUCCUCGACUUACAUUCCAACUCUUUCACAGGCAACCUGCCUACCGAUUUCAACCGGCUCGUUUCACUUCAAUAUGUUGACGUCUCCGACAACUUGAUAGAAGGAGAGUUGAAUCCAAAUCUUGGAUCGCUGACGUCGCUCAGCAAACUCAUCCUUGGAAAGAACCGGUUUUCAGGUUCAAUCCCGUCACAGCUCGGCUCGUGUACGAAACUACAGCUCCUUGACUUGGGCAGGAACCAACUCAUAGGAGAGAUUCCACCGAGCCUGGGCAAAAUUCCGGCGCUAGAGAUAGCUUUAAAUCUUAGCUGGAAUGAGCUUUCUGGCAAGAUCCCAGAGGAGCUCUCCGGAUUAGAUAAGCUCGGAAUCCUCGACCUCUCCCACAACCAGCUCACCGGCGAUCUUCAGUUCCUUGCGGCUCUCCAGAACCUCGUGGCGCUUAAUAUCUCUUACAACAAUUUCUCGGGGCGUAUACCGUACACACCAUUCUUCACCAAGCUACCGCUAAGCAACCUCGAGGGGAACCCGUCUCUCUGCCUCUCCGGCAACCACUGUGCCGCCGAUACUCGGGGCGAAGCGGCCCGACACGCCGCUGCUGCAGCUAGAGUUGCAAUGGUGGUGCUUCUAUGCGCCGCAUGCGCGUUGCUCCUGGCAGCUCUGUUUAUCAUCCUGAGAGGCAGAAAGCGCCGGCAUAGUUUCAGUGGAGCCCACGAGUGUGAUAUUGAUGGUGACGAGGACUUAGAGAUGGGACCACACUGGGAGGUGACGCUUUACCAGAAGCUCGACCUGUCUAUUGUUGACGUGGUAAGGUGCAUGACCGCUGCCAACGUCAUAGGGAAGGGCCGCUCAGGCGUCGUUUACAGAGCCACCAUUCCUUCGGGGUUAACAAUAGCAGUUAAGAGAUUCCGGUCGUCGGAGAAGUUCUCGGCGUCCGCUUUCUCGUCGGAGAUCGCCACGCUGGCACGUAUACGACACAGGAAUAUAGUACGGCUGUUGGGUUGGGGCGCUAAUCGAAAGACGAAGCUGCUUUUCUACGACUAUCUACCGAACGGGACGGUGGCAGCGUUGUUGCACGACGGACACUCGGGACUGGUUGAGUGGGAGACGCGGUUCAAUAUAGCGUUGGGCGUGGCGGAAGGGUUGGCCUACCUGCACCACGACUGUGUUCCGGCUAUCCUGCACCGGGAUGUGAAAACCCAGAAUAUACUAUUGGGGGACAGAUACGAGGCUUGUUUAGCGGACUUCGGACUUGCUAGGCUCCUUGAAGACGAAAAUGGCUCCUUUUCCGCAAACCCGCCGCAGUUCGCCGGUUCCUACGGUUACAUGGCGCCGGAGUAUGCUUGUAUGCUGAAGAUCACAGAGAAGAGCGACGUCUACAGCUACGGUGUAGUACUGCUAGAAAUCAUAACCGGAAAGAAACCAGUUGAUCCAUCGUUUCCCGAUGGGCAACACGUGGUCCAAUGGGUGCGGGAUCAUCUGAAGAGCAAGAGGGACCCAGUUGAAAUUCUUGAUCCAAAGCUGCAAGGGAGGCCAGACUCCCAGAUACAAGAAAUGCUGCAGGCGUUAGGGAUCUCCCUGCUCUGCGCGAGCAACCGUCCAGAAGACCGGCCGACAAUGAAGGACGUGGCGGCACUGUUAAGGGAGAUCCGCCACGAUUCCCCAGCCGGAAGCGAAGCCCAAAAGCCCACAUGCUGUAACUCUUGGAACAAGUCGUCGGACACUCCAUCCUACUCGUCAUCGGUAUCUCCGGCGCAGAUGUUCAUUCUCCAGGAGUCAUCUCAUUGUUCACUAGCGUACUCAGCUUCGUCUGGUGGGAUUCCAUCGGGGAACCAAUGAACGAUAUGUCUGUUAGCCAAAACCCAAAAAGGGAGAAAAUGUGGGAAAAGCAAUAUAGACUGUUUUGGCCAUUGUAAAGAGUGAAGUGAAAAAGGGUUGGUUGUUUUUUGGUGACCCUGGUAACAAGACAAGAGGUACGAUCAAUUCGAGUGUAUAGCAGCAAAUUAACAUUAUUGUUCCAAUGAAUUUGUAGGGUAUCUUGCAAAUUAUAUGACCUUUUCUUUGUAUAUACAUACAUACUUCUUUUC
This is a messenger RNA of Nelumbo nucifera (sacred lotus), 4138 nucleotides long. RefSeq lists its product as uncharacterized. Lineage: Eukaryota; Viridiplantae; Streptophyta; Magnoliopsida; Proteales; Nelumbonaceae. Gene Ontology annotation, biological process: protein phosphorylation. The record is from RefSeq and is a predicted model, not a curated record. Gene Ontology annotation, molecular function: protein kinase activity; ATP binding; protein binding.